Rhodotorula toruloides NP11 is the source of this 1143-nucleotide messenger RNA. Its product is annotated as aliphatic nitrilase. Lineage: Eukaryota; Fungi; Basidiomycota; Microbotryomycetes; Sporidiobolales; Sporidiobolaceae. The coding region runs from base 1 to 1143 and encodes 380 amino acids. The transcript has 7 exons. The record is from RefSeq and is a predicted model, not a curated record. Gene Ontology annotation, molecular function: catalytic activity.
AUGACCACCGCCGCCCGCCAGUUCCGCGUUGCCGCCGCUCAAAUCGAGGCAGUCUUCUACGAUGCCCAGGCAAACCUCGCACGUAUCCUUGCCACCAUCGAAGAAGCUGCCGCCGGAGGCGCUCGUCUAGUCGUCUUCUCUGAACUCGCACUGAGCGGCUACCCUUUCCACAUCUGGGCCCUCCCGUACGGAGAACAAGUCCCGCUCAUAACCGGAUUUUACACCAAAGCCGCCGUUGAAGCCGACGGCCCCGAGAUGGAAUCCAUCCGCGCGUGCUGCAUCAAGAACUCGAUCCGCGCCGUGGUCGGGUUCUCGGAGCGAGACGGCGGGUCGCUGUACAUGUCGCAGUGGCUUGUAGGACCUGAGGGAGACGUUGUUGUGAGGAGGAAGUUUAGGCCGACGUCGAUGGAGAGGAUCGUCUUUGGCGACGGCGACGGCUCCGACAUUAAGGUGCACAAGACCGAGCUCGGCAAUGUCGGCGUCUUGCAGUGCUGGGAGCACGCCCAGUCGCUCCUCAAAUACGCCAUGUCGUCUCAGCACGAAGAGGUUCACUGCGCCAGCUGGCCUGUCUUCCCCUCCGAACUCCCACACCACUCCCUCUCUCGCUCAUCGAACGCCGCAGUCCUCACCGCCUACGCAGUCGAGACAGGCACGUUCGUCGUCUCGGCUUCCUCCUUCCUCUCGCCGCAAAACCUCGAGAAAGUCUUCGGCGAGAAGGAGAAGAUCCUGAGUCUUGGGGGAGGGUACACGACGAUCCUUGACCCGGAGGGACGAACGCUUGCGCUUGCGGAGCCUGACAAGAACGAGAUCAUCUACGCCCAUGUCGACCUCGACGCGUGCUACAAAGCGCGCUCGAUGCUCGAUCCGACGGGCCACUACAGCCGCACGGACGUCUUCCAGGUACACUUCGACAUGACCCCCCGGCACAUCAUCAACGUAGCGGGCCCCGUCUCUCGCUCGUCCGCUCCCGCCUCGAACCCGCCUCCGUUCCGCCAACUCCGCCGCACAAUGUUCGACCAAUCCAGCGUCUCGAGCGCUUCGAAGAAGAAGAAGGCGGUAAUGCCGGAGGUGAACGGUGGCGCGAAGGAGACGAAGCAUGAGGGAGACGGAGCGGAGGUUGCGAGCGUUCAAGGGACGGCAUGA